Molecule: messenger RNA, 2626 nt
Organism: Mycetomoellerius zeteki
Lineage: Eukaryota; Metazoa; Arthropoda; Insecta; Hymenoptera; Formicidae
Gene: Fas3
Product: fasciclin 3
Exons: 12
Coding region: 332-2017 (561 amino acids)
Biological process (GO): cell-cell adhesion
Cellular component (GO): plasma membrane; cell-cell junction
Molecular function (GO): cell adhesion molecule binding
Source: RefSeq, a predicted model, not a curated record
CAAAAGUAAAGCGCGCGGCAGACGGUCUUCGCGCGUCGAGCUCACCGGUCGCUCUCUCACGGUAACGCCUCUGUCGUUGUACCAGUCGACAUAUCGCGGACGAGGAACGACUGUACGGCAGCUCCGGAAGAUUCGGAUCGACUUUCGAUCACACGAUCGCGCGUCCCCGCGACUCGCGUCCGCGUCGUUAAAAUCAGAUUCUCAGCGCCGUUCCGAUUCGGCGAUUCUGCGAGUUAUUUGUGUUUCAUCACCGCAUCGCGGUUUGCGAAACAACCUGAAGUUCGUCGACUUGGAGGAAUUUGUUUCGCGGCAGUGUUUUCUUUUGUCUGUGAUGUGCACGAGAGCUACGAGCGGCAGCGGCAUCAGGAUGACGACGAUCACCGUAUGGGCCUGUGUCAUCGCCGUGCUGUGUUCAUCGAUUGUUGAAGCAAAAUCGAAUAUGUUCAUAAACAUCGAGCCAAGAGAACAGACGGCCGUGCGAGUUGGAGAAACUCUACAAAUUCUCUGCACCGCUCAACGAGAACAACUUCGUGUUUGCCGUGUAGAAAUACCUGGCGAGGGUAGCAUUGUGCUAACCGGGUCAGAUCCCCCAUCGGAAGAUGGCAACAUCGAAUAUUAUGGAAAUGGAUUAAAUAGUGGCGAAUGCGGCGUCCGUAUCGCUAAAGUGAAAGAAAGUUAUCAUGGUACCUUCAAAUGUUCCUUGACGACCAAGAACGCUCGGCAAGAAGCAACUGCUUCUCUCAAUAUCGUCGUCGCGAAACCACCCGAAACUGUUGAGAUUUACACGAAUUCGGGGAGUCUUGGCGGAAACAGAUUUAGAAAAGGCGAAAAAUUGGAAAUUAGCUGCAAUGCUAAAUCUGGACGACCAGCAGCGAAUUUGACUCUAUUUCUCGAUGAGGAGCCGAUUGGCGAAGAAAAACCAAGCUCUUACGAUACGAAUACGAACACCGUAGCAAUGCAGAACGCUUCGCGCAGUUUAGAUUGGACAGAUAACGGCAGAACGAUAAGAUGCAUAGCCAAUCACAUUGCUCUCGAUAGGCCCAUAGAACAAACUAAGCCUCUCGAAGUAUACUAUCCACCUCAAUCACAGCCGACUGUUGAACGUUUCGGAUACGUAAUUGGCAGACGAGGGAUCAUCAAUGUUACCGUUCAUGCGCAUCCUAGGCCGCGAUUUACAUGGCGAGUGAACAACGAAAGAAUUGAAGAAGGUCGUCCCGACGAGAGUAAUCGACUGGAAACUUCAACCGCCGUCGAUUUGGGGAAUGGAGCAUGGAGCGUAAUUCUGAUGAUCGACAGCGUUCAGAAAUCCGACACGGAAAAGGAAUAUAUGUUGAUGGCGACCAACAAUGAGGGAUCGAAUGAAUAUCGUAUCAUUUUGUCGACAUCCCCAGAACCGGCGGGACCGCUCAGUAACCUCUAUGGCGUUGAUUUGGACGCUGGAUCCAUCAUUGGUAUCGUCGUGGGCGUUCUGAUGCUCUUACUCGUUAUUUUCCUUGUAAUCUUUGCACGCGCGACUGGCCGCUGGUGUUUCGCAGGUCGUUCGACUACGAGAAAUCUCGGGGAGUCAGACUUCGCGGACCCAACGACGGGCGUUAGUCUUCUUCAGCUCGGCAAAUCGAAAACUACGGCCGAUGUCGUUAGAAAAAGAAGUGACACAGAGAGCGCCGGCAGAUAUUCCCGAUCAGAAGUGGACGGAGCGUCGUCCCGAGGACAACGGAAACCGAGGAUCAAUCUCUCCCGAUUCUUUGGAAGGAACAAAGAUAAAGUGUCUGGCACCGAUACAGAUACCAUGAAAACUGUCGUUACCGUCGACGACGAGAAGCUUCAGACCGUUGAGCCGACCGUACAGGAAGGCAGAACGAAUCCUUCGACAGGCGAAGGUGGCAUAGUAUACGCAGAAUUGGAUCUUACGCAACAGCAACAAGGUGUGACACCUCGCCGAAUUAAUGAGGACAAAACAGAAUAUGCUGAAAUCUUGUAUACGAAACCGGAAACCGAAGAAACAGCGGAUAAAUAACUGCAUCUCCACGAAAGCAAUUAAGACGAUCGUGUGUUCUCUCCAUGGUGAAAAUAAUAAGGUUCCACCAUGGUUCCCCCUUUCAUGUUUUAAGAUGACUUCAAAUUUUUAAAAAAUUGAUGUUUCGAUAGAGAAAGCGAAAAUAAAAUAGAUAGACGAUUUGAAACGCAAGAUAUAUUUCAAGGUAUUAUUCGUUAUUGAUUUUUUUAUUGUAAUUAUCACGAUCGUUAUUUACACAUUCACAUAUAUGAAAAUGGACACGGUCGGCGUUCCUCGUUAAUCAAACCCUCACGAUUACAUAUUUCCGUACGUGUGAUAAUUUAUUGUACGGUGAAUAACUUUAUGACAUCGGUUUAUUAUUCGACAUUGCGUCUAUAUGCAACUGGUCAUUAUCGAAUUCGGGAGCAAGCUCUUUACUAACUGGAACGACCGGAAAUCAUAAUAAUGUUGCUCCGUGCAAUUAUUAUAUAUAAAUUUAUAACAUGUCACAAAAAAUAUAUGCAAAUAUGCAAACGACAUUAUUCAUUGCUAUGUCAUUCUUUCGUAAUUUGCAUUUGUAUUUCUAUUGAUGAAAAUCUUAUGGAAGGUAUGAUCUUAGCCGUCCAAUCA